This is a messenger RNA of Parathielavia appendiculata, 987 nucleotides long. RefSeq lists its product as uncharacterized. The record is from RefSeq and is a predicted model, not a curated record. NCBI's taxonomy places the organism in Eukaryota, Fungi, Ascomycota, Sordariomycetes, Sordariales, Chaetomiaceae. The coding region runs from base 88 to 768 and encodes 226 amino acids. The transcript has 2 exons.
AUUCAAGGGGGAUCCCGCCCUUGCAGUCUGGUGUCACGUCAAGGCAGCUGAAAACUCAGCUUCAGCGUUGCUCUACUGUCUUGGUCGAUGCCUUUUUCGACGCUUGGGUUUGAAAAACUCAAGUGUGAAGUGGACCUGAACUUCACGGCCAGGAUGAUUAGGGGCAGCCUCUCCUGUUCUAACACAUCAUGCUUCCUCCGAAGCGGAGAACAGGGAAGAAGAGUCGAACACUCACUCACCACAGGGGUAGGUGUAAUCUCUGUGGGUGGUUGCACCUGGGAGGUGGCAAGUAAAAGCACAGAGAGAUACCGUGCAUCUCGAAAGACUGCACUUGCUGACUUGAUUUCGUUUUCUGGCGACCUUGUCUUGACACAGCAACAGGAUACUGCAGAAGCGACUUCGCGGCCGCAGGAUUUCGAUGACAGAUUCAUCGGUCCCGCCCAGCUGCUGAAGCGUCCUUUCGAGGUGGAGAUGCGUAAUUGUCGAGAAAAGUUGGUGUCAUUGUUGGGACGCCGAUCCGAGCUUGUUGGCGGUACAGAUGGUCCGUUGCCGCAUUCUUCGUUUCCUAUAACCGUGGCGGCGACUGGGUCGACGGGCAAGGUGACCUGGGCAAGAGAGAUUAGACACUUGUUUUCGAAAGGUUGGGGUUCCGAAACAUAUGUAUAUUUGGCUAGUUGUGUCCUCAGAUUAGAUCAAGUAAUUUAUGCCUUCAUCGACAUUGGAGCGUGGAUGACCCCAGAGCGUGAGCUCGGUUUCACUCCAGGCUGAGUUCUGGUCUCUGGCUUUUUUCUCAUAUGCUCUUGCAGGUCAUCAUGGACGGUGGUCUAUUUGUAGAUACCUUGGGGUUGUGCGGGAGAAGUGUACCUUUGCGAGAAUGCGUUUCCUUCGAGUGCCGUGUGCGAGAGUAGGACAGUCGGGUAUCGGAUGUGAAGGUUGGAAAUCCGGAGGAACUGCAAAGUCAUUGCCAGUUGAUUUGUGAUGGGGAUU